GCCGACCAGUGGUAUGCCUGCAUACCAGGGCGUCCAAUGGCACCCUGGUGUCUCGUCGUACAAUCCGUAAGCGCUUGGUUGCCUCAAAUCCCACGGAGGACAGCUCGGAGAAGCGGGGGCUUUCACCCAAAUCUCUCUCUCUCUCAUCCAUGAAUGAAGUUUUCUCCACUUGUCCAUGUCAAGUUAUUGCUGGCCGAUCAGCUCGCCUGGUCCUUGGUGAAAUACAUGAAUUUCUUUCUCAGACACUGCACCUUUCUACUCACACACAAAUGAUUCCACGCCAUGGAUCCUCUAACGGCGAUAGGCCUUGUCAGCAACAUCCUGUCCUUCGUUGAAUUUAGUUCCAGGCUUCUAAAGGGCGCCAAGGAAGUCUACGAUUCUCAACAUGGCGUGCUUGAAGACAACAGAAGCCGGGAGACGGUCAUGCGAGAGAUGCAGAGGAUGUCAACGCUGUUGUCAGUGUCCAAAUCACAUAACAAAGCGGGCCAUGAUUCCAGUCUCUGCAUUCUGGCUAGUGAAUGCCGUCAGCUAUCGACUCAACUCAUCUCGUUACUAGAAAAGAUCAAACCACACGACUCGGGCUCCAAAGCUCAGAGUCUAUUGUCAGCAGUACGGAACAAAACCUAUGAGAGCGAGAGGGAAAGCCUGGAAGCAAGACUGAGUGAUUGUCGAGCUCAACUUCAUCUGGAACUCAGUAACCUUACAAGCUCUGAGACACUGAAAAGACUCGAAAGCCUGGUUCAAGCAUCAAAGUCCGACGAGGCCAAGCUGGAUAGAAUUGAGAGCGAUAUUGCACACCUGCGCGAACAUGUCAAGUCAAAUUCCGCUGCUCCUGAAGUGACGGCGAUGGUCACGACGUUGAUCACAGAGGAAGAGAAAGUCUUUGCGAUGAUCGCUCAGGACAGAAUACUCCAAUGUCUCUCCUUUGAAGGCAUGAGUCGGCGCUCCAACAUGGUAGUCGAGACACAUGCGAAUACCUAUGAAUGGAUUUUGGAAGACGACGCUCCCGCCACGACACCAGACACGGAGGACGAGGUGUCCGAUAUUGAGAGAGAAACGAUUACCGCGUCAAUAAUAAGCGAUGACAUCGAGAAAUUGCGCGCGAGAGACAAGCUUCGAGCAUGGCUGGAAAGCGAGACUUCAGGCGAUGUUUUCCACCUCUCUGGAAAACUGGGGUCUGGGAAAUCGACUUUGAUGAAGCACAUACGGGGGAGCCCUCAUACUGAAGAGAAACUAAACAAGUGGGCCGAUGGCCGCAAGUUGACCAUCGCCAGUUUCUACUUCUGGAACAUCGGAUCUGAUUACGAAAAGUCGCUACAGGGACUGUACAUCAGUCUUCUCCAUCAGAUAUUCAGUCAAUGCCCUGACAUCAUACCUCAAGUUUGGCCUACGCAUUGGGCACAGGCUUAUUCACCACCGUGGCUAGUUCCGAGGGUCAUUGAAGCCACCAGAAAAGACAUCAUGCAAGCAUUCAAAAGAGUCAUUACUUCUGUUGGCGCACUCAAAACCCAUUGCUUUGCAUUUUUCAUCGAUGGACUCGACGAAUUCCAGUCGAACGUACAGGAUGAUCACAGGGACCUAGUCAGGCUACUGUGCCACUGGGCAGCAGCCGAAUCUGGGAGCAUCAAGAUUUGCGUCUCGAGUCGCGAGUAUCCAGUAUUCAUGGACGGUUUUACUGAAACCUUGAGGAUCCGCUUCCACGACCUGACGAGACGCGAUAUGGACACCUAUAUUCGAGAUAAGCUUGCGCAUGCCAGCACUCAGGAGAGCUUUGAAAACCUUGUUUCCUUGAUCAUGAACAAGGCCGACGGAGUUUUCUUGUGGGUAGCGCUCGUGGUGAAGUCUUUGAGAGAGGGUCUCGAGAACGGCCUGUCCUGCGAUGAACUGACACGAGAGGUCGAUAUCCUUCCGGACCAGCUUGAAAGUCUUUACAGCCACAUUUUGGCGUCACUGGGCAAGUCAGCACUCAAGAAAGCAUACCAGACUUUUGCUAUGGUGAAAGAGCUUAAGAAGGAAAAUUAUAGAAUGUCACUUCUCGCAUACUCUUUUAUCGAAGAGUACGAGCUAAGAAAAGGCUUUUUCACAGCGGGGCGCAGCCGAUUUCCCAUCGAAAGCGUCACCGGAGAUCGUGGCAAGAGAUUGGUGCACUCCACGAGCAGAAAGUUGGCUGGCUGGUGCAAAGGUCUCGUCGAGCCAUAUGGAAAUCCAAUGUGGUUGCAAGAUCAGAGCAAUGACCGGUUGAAAGGUAGGAGCCCAUGCGUUGACGAGUGGGGGGAUUGGUCCAUGGAGCUCGACUUCGCGCAUCGAAGCGUGUCAGACUUCCUGGAAUCUGACGAGAUCCAGUAUGACAUGAAACUAAAAUUGAAAUACUUCGAUCCUGUCGACGCUGUUUUGCAGUUGAUAGUGAGCGACAUCCUCUUCGAAAGCUCACUUUCGGUAUACAACUCCCUGCGGUCAGGCAUCACGGGUGCAGUCUUCGUGCGAACAACAAAUCGAAAUGGCUUGGCUCGAGAGCCAUUUACCCAUUUUGAGCGCUUUCGAGAGUUACUCGCCUCUACGAAGCCGAAUUAUUCAAUGACUUUGAGGGGCGUAUUAACACUGACAUAUCCCUGGGAAGCAGGGAGGUUUGGGACUGCUUUUUGUAUUGAAUUCAUGGGGAAGCUUCCAGAGACUGCAACCGGGGGGAGGACAGACUCAUUUUCCAGAGCGCGCCACUUUUCGGAUCCAUUGCACAUACUGACUGCCCUCGGACUCAGCGACUAUCCUCUUUGGCACAUAAGCAACGGCAUUCUGCUUGAUGAAGAUUCAGACACCAUUUCAACCCUCGCGAGUCUUUGUUUAGAUGAAGGCUUUGGAGGGAAAGAUUACAGUCAGUCACUCAUUGUGCUCGAGGCCUUGUUCUCACAAGGUUGGGUUUCUCCGGACUCCAUCACAAAAUAUCGAGGGGUCCGUUAUGGUAGCAUGUGGUCAGAUGAUGGAGGGUAUUAUUCUGCUCUAAACUCGGAUCUGACUUUGUGGCACCGUUUCUUGGUCAAGAUGCUGAGUUCGAGAUACCAUCAAGUCUCGAGAAGUAUGGACGAAUAUCAACGCACAUAUCACAACAAAAUAAGUCGACAGUACGAUGGCAAGCUUCUUGAGUUGUUUCUUCGCUUCACAAAAGACACUGACUUCUCAUACGAAAUCUUUGUCGAUGGGGAAACCACCGUAUCAACACGAGAUUUUGUCCUGAAUCUUGGAAAGCAAGGCUUGAUACUGAAGUUUCGGACUGUAUGCUACGAGCAACAAGACUUGUGGGACCUGCCUUGGAUGGAAAGCGAGAUUGGACUACCCUCAGAGGACGGCAAGCCUGCCAGAAGACAUGUGUCGCUCAGAGAAUUCAUUGAGCUUUCGGCAUAUGAGAACGAGGCCGUCCUCCUAAGACUGCUGGACCAAAACUCAGAGACUAGCAAUGGGGAGCAACCUAGCCCUUCAAAUUCAACUACAAAAGCCCCAGUCCCGAGGGGUGAGGGCUCCAUGGAGGACAGAAUGUCAUCGGUAGAUCAGGGAAGAAGGACCAGAAACGCCGGUGGGGCUCCAGAGUCCAAGCUAAUCAAUCCGAUCGGGUCACAACGUUAUCUCUAUAUUGUGUCUCGACGAGUCCAAUAUUCAUUGAGGAAUGAAUAUUUUCGGUAUGCUUUGGCGGUUUUGACAGGUGUUAUUCUCACCACGUUAUACACCAGUGUCCUAGAAAAACUUGCCAGAAGGGCAUCAGAUUGAACUUAUUCUAUCUUCGGUGGUCCUAUGGGUUCGCUCGGUCAACCGAACGCACCUGUACAUAGACCCUUCUGGAAACCCUCUACAGGCACUCAAUUGCACCAGCAUCUACAUCCACAACCCCCUGGCACGCCGUAUUCACGUGAAGAAAGCCAAUCGAUAUGUCCAAUGAUCUAUGGAGUUCUUUUCUACCAUAUAUGAUAAACAAAAAACACCAUAUCAGAAUAGACACUGAGUUAAUCUUGCUUUAACAGAUCACUUGAGCAAAUGGACGCUGAAUCACUGCCACAGACUGUGAUUACCUAGGUCUAUUCGGCCAACUUUGCCGAUUCCCCCUCCCCGCGUGCCUACAUUUUGCAAUUUGCAAAACUGUUGCGAAAGUGGGUUGCCCACUCGUAUUGAUGCAAGAAGACCUGGCUAUGGAGGAAUCUGUUGCUCAACGACAGAGUCAUGCCAAUACAAGACCAUUGGAUCAAUAGAGCGGACCAGGAUGUCCGAAUGAAGAAGACGCGUUGGCGUAUGCACCGAUAAAUCUAGUCUUGUAUUCUCUGAUACAUAGCGUUUACAUCUUGAAGGCAAAAGUGGCCAAGA
This is a messenger RNA of Diaporthe batatas, 4344 nucleotides long. RefSeq lists its product as uncharacterized. Bases 283 to 3756 code for a protein of 1157 amino acids. The record is from RefSeq and is a predicted model, not a curated record. NCBI's taxonomy places the organism in Eukaryota, Fungi, Ascomycota, Sordariomycetes, Diaporthales, Diaporthaceae. The transcript is spliced from 4 exons.